Molecule: messenger RNA, 1343 nt
Organism: Plutella xylostella (diamondback moth)
Lineage: Eukaryota; Metazoa; Arthropoda; Insecta; Lepidoptera; Plutellidae
Source: RefSeq, a predicted model, not a curated record
GCACUGUAAACGAAGAUCUAGUCACAUUUUGAAACGAUAAUUUUACGAUAAUUAUAAACUGAUAAUAAUUAAUUUGAAACCGGUAGUGCCGACUCAGAUAUUCUUGGUAGUAUUUUUAGUGUUUAAUUGUUAUUUAAACUUGUGCUGUCUAAGUAAACCAAUUCAAAAUAUACUUAGGUGUUCAGUUCAUAUACCAAAACAUUUUCAGAAGUAAUGAUAAAAAAUGUUCACUUACUCAGUUACCUUUGCACUGCUUAUCUGCGUGAGCAGUUACGUGAACAGUCAAGAGUGUGUCACUUAUAAUUUCGAAGAGAAUUUCGAUGAGUUCUUCUCAAGCUGCGGCGACAACAAUGAACUAUGGAGUACAGGUUUCUACGAAGACUUGGGCAUUGAGAGUCCCCACCCGCUAAGCACCACGUUUAUCAAACCUGGACAGAAUGGUCUGAGCUGUGUAUCAUCUGACACAUUUCCUGUUCGGGCAGAUGGUAAAUUUGAAAUACAAGCGUAUAUGAAAUCCGCUAGUAUAAAUGACCAGAUCAUAGUGAUUGUCUACGGGGAGCAGGAAGAAGAAAACGAUGCUACUUUGGGUGUCGCAGUGCUAAGCGCAGCCGUUGAUGGUGAAUCAGGUGAUGGAUUUUACAAUUUCGAAGUGAACUGGUCAGUGUCAGGUGACAAGAUGUACAAUGGAUAUGUAAAAUUCCAAGGUGUGGCUAGUGAGGAGUCGAUACUGUUUGUUGAUUCAUUUCGGUAUUUACCUCCUGGAGUAGAUUCCGAAUCAUGUUCUGCUUAUGACGAUGCAGAGUCCCCAGACCCAGAGUCCAGUAGCCCAACAACUGUUGAUCCAGAGUUCAGUAGCCCAACAACUGUUGAUCCAGAGUUCAGUAGCCCAACAACUGUUGACCCAGAGUCCAGUAGCCCAACAACUGUUGAUCCAGAGUCCGGUAGCCCAACAACUGUUGAUCCAGAGUCCAGUAGCCCAAUCACUGAUGACCCAGAUUCCAGUAGCCCAAUAACUGAUGGUCCAGAGAUAGAUCCUAUAACAGAAGGUCCUGGGACAGAUAGUCCGGACGUGCCGAGUGCGAGCCCUGACCAACCAGGCGUCGACCCAUUUGGAAAACAUUAGCAAUAGUUUUUGCAUCAUUACUAUCAUUCACGAUUCUCGGUCUUGUUUGUUGGUCAUUCUACGAGUGCGGAAAAAGAAGAGUACAAAAGCAAACACCACAGGAGUUGUUUAUGACUGAUUACGAUAACUUGCCGAAGCCGAUAACUAUGCCGCGAGUGGCGAGGGCCUUUAAUGAUACGAGUAGCAUUUACAAUAAAAAUCAAUAAAUAUAAAAUCAUUA